AUGACACAGCAAUCACUGCUCAGGAGCUACCUGCCUCCACAGGUCCUCAUCAACGACAACGAGUACAUCACCGUCGGACUCAUCCUCAUCCUCCUCACCCUCAUCGCCUUCGCAGUCAACUUUUCAUUUGGAGCAAAGAGGAACUCAAAGAACACGGUCCUCAUCACAGGAUUACCCUUUGCCGGCAAGACCGUUAUUCACUACUUGAUUAACCACGAAAGGGCUGUCGAGACUGUCACCUCUAUCAAGGAGAAUGAGGCCGAUGUUGUUCUUACCGACGGCAAGCCCGCAAUCCACAUGGUCGACAUCCCUGGCCACGAGCGUCUCCGCUUCAAGUUCUCAGAGUUCAUGCCCAUCGCCCGCGCAAUCGUCUUUGUCGUCGACUCUGCCGCCGUGCCCCGUCAGACACGUCUCCUUGCAGAGUACCUCUACGAUAUCCUUUCAAACAAGUUUACACAGGAGGAGCGGAUCCCUGUCUUGAUAGCUUGUAACAAGACUGAACUGUUGACCGCUUUCAGGAAAGAGCGUAUCCGAACUGCUCUUGAGGGUGAGAUUAACAAGUUGCGUCAGACAAGAACAGCAGCAUUGGACACCCAGGACUCGGAGGGUAACGAGAAUGUGUUCUUGGGAUUCGAAGGCAAGGAUUUCAGUUUUCAGGAUCUUGAGAACGAGGUCGAGUUUUUGGAAUGCUCUGCUGAGAAUAAGGAUAUUGAAGGUAUCAAGGACUGGAUUGCCUCUGCUUCUUCAUAG
Linnemannia hyalina is the source of this 750-nucleotide messenger RNA. The record is from the annotation of a GenBank genome assembly. Lineage: Eukaryota; Fungi; Mortierellomycota; Mortierellomycetes; Mortierellales; Mortierellaceae.